AUGAAUGAAGACAUCAGGUCUAUACUUGCGAAUCAAUCACACACCAAGUCAAAGAUACUCUUUGAUGUAAAUAUAUCCGAUCCAAUACCUGUAAAUACAUUCAUUUAUAAUCAAUGGCUCAGCGGAAGAACUGAGAGGGAAUGCUCUACUUCGAGGGAGCUUCAUGAGACUGUAAAUGGAGUCUCCUACCCAGGUAUAUCAGCCACUCUACCCAGACUACUUGAGGAGACUGAUGAUCAAUAUCGCAACUUUAAUCUUUUGCAGACAGCUCUCGAACAUCCAAAGUCAUUGGCCUCACAUUCUAUGUUUCAAAUGGACCCAACUACAAGAAAGCAAUUGAUUGAAGGCUACUAUGACUUUGACAAUGGUCUAAUGCGCGAGUUAAUUGGUCGCAAAUUGACCUCUGGUCAAAGAAGAGACCUGGAUGACACUAGCGAGAAACUUAGAAUACGUUUGAUCAACUCUGAGAGACAGUUUGACAAUCUAAAGAGGAUAAGCAGAAUAGUGUUUGGUGACAAUCGAUCAUCAUCGAUUGACAUCAUCAUGAACGAGUUCUCAUUGAGUCGUGAGUUGGCAAUGAAGUAUGUCAAGGUACUCUUUCUUUGUUUCCAUCGAUUCGACCUGUCACACAAGAGAGUGGUGGGCCUGUCCACCAAUGAACUGAUGAAGGCCGCCGAAAUCGUCAUGAGCAAUUGGGGUGACCCAGCACGACUGUUCUACAUGGAGCUGGACAUAAAGUUAAAGGAGGAUGUCAGAGACCUCAAGGUGUACCUAUCCAAAGAGUCGGAUAAAUAUUGGCGAAGCAUGAAGAGUAGAUACCAGAGCAGUGCCGCAUCCAGCGUUGGCCAAUCGCCAAGGAACUCUUCAAACACUGUACAACAACAACAACAACAGCAACAACUACAACCACUACCUCUUGCAACGCAAACACCUCCCAUGUCAUCCAUCACACCUAUCAUCUCAUCUGUAGGUCAUUCAUCCAAUGCGGUUCCCUUGGUGCCUCCUCUACCCUCGUCAAUCUUCCAACAGCAGAUCUCUGCAACGCCGACAUCAAGCAGUAGCAACCUACAUCUUCUUACACUGACAAGUGAGAAGAUUCGUCAACUGGAGAGCAAAUUCAAGUCGGUUCUCAAAGGCAUUCUGGCGAUUGGCUCCAAUCUGUCCGACAGCAAGGAGUUUAGGAAACUGUUUGAGGACAUCAUCGAAAAGGUCAUAGAUCCACUGAAACGCAUUGACCUGACAAGCGGCGAGGUGCACACGUUCUUUGCUGUAAUGGUUGAUGUGUUCACACCUGAGGCCCUUGGACUUACCUCCUUACGUCAUAGAGAUCGAGUUACACAUCAUUGGAAGUCAUUCUUGACUGGUGUCAAAGAGAUAGUCACCCACAUCUAUGAUCAU
This is a messenger RNA of Acytostelium subglobosum LB1, 1398 nucleotides long. RefSeq lists its product as hypothetical. Gene Ontology annotation, cellular component: nucleus. The transcript is spliced from 3 exons. The annotation marks the transcript as partial. Lineage: Eukaryota; Evosea; Eumycetozoa; Acytosteliales; Acytosteliaceae. The record is from RefSeq and is a predicted model, not a curated record.